This is a messenger RNA of Penicillium subrubescens, 1134 nucleotides long. RefSeq lists its product as uncharacterized. The record is from RefSeq and is a predicted model, not a curated record. Lineage: Eukaryota; Fungi; Ascomycota; Eurotiomycetes; Eurotiales; Aspergillaceae. The transcript has a single exon. Bases 1 to 1134 code for a protein of 377 amino acids.
AUGCUGACGCUAUUUCUAAUAUCUACCUUGGCACAAGCUGCCGUCGCAGCACCCGGGUUAAUUCAAAAGCGUGGCGCCAGUAACCCGGUGGUCAAAGGCACUCCACAAGUGGUAGGCAUCCUCGCCGAUUCAUCCUUGAAUCGCGACUCUUGCGGCUCAUCUGUAUUCGGAGGUCGCGCUCUUUGGGUAUGCAGAGAUACCCAACAUUAUGAUGCAAAUGGCAUUCCAAACCUCCCAAUAUUUACCAGCUCUGCCUCAUGGACCGAUUUGGUCUCGGGCGGUGCGGGCGGUGGCACGAAUCUGAAUAUGUACGGCAACAAUAAUGACCAGUCCUUCUAUCCGCUUGUCCCUGGCAACUGCAACGAUAACCAAGCCGGAGUUUGCUCGGACGGCACUCGAUAUCCGCUUUGGGCCAAUGCGCCUCCGCUGGUGACAGUCUCUGACUCGAGUAAGACGGUUGGUUAUACGUGGAUCAACAAUAUCCAUAUCUCGGGUCUCACCAAUCUGGUCGCAGACCCUUCAACUACGCUCUAUCGCGUCACUUAUACAUCCGGAGCGGCAGGUUUACCGCAAGUCGAGAUUGUCAACUCUGCUUUCUGGGCGGAGAAUGAGAUCCCCUAUGGGAACUACGGUGGUGUCGUGCAAGGAAGUACGGCCUACCUCUGGGGACAAGAUUCAAACAAGAACGUUGCCCUAGCCCGUGUCCCAGUUGGCAGCAUCGAAGACGCAUCACAAUAUGAGUUUUACGUCAACAGAGUAUGGACCAGCAACAAACCUACUCUAGGCAACACAGCCGCUAAAAUCGAAAAUGUCAGUGCGGGUGGACAAGGCACAUACUACUAUUCCCAGCCCUGGCAGUCGUACGUGUGGAUUGGUCAAGCUGGCAUUUCUGUUUCGGCGGACUUCUAUAUCACGACUGCACCGGCACCCGAGGGUCCUUGGAUCCAACCAAUUCAUUUCUAUUCGGGGGUUAAUGGGAACUUUUCUUUGGGGGCGUACAGUUUACAAGCCAAUCCUGGUCUCUCUCCGGCGGAUCAGAAUGAGAUCUACCUGACUUAUACCAAGACGGACGUGGUCGGAGAUAAUGUCGCGUUGUAUACAACGCCUCUAAUCCUAGUCCAAUGGGAGACUUAG